AAAGAUUGAACAUCUUCUAUCAGCACAUCCUACAGAUACUAGAUCUUUUUGAGCUCUGGAGAAUUUGGAGUACAAGUCAAUACUUUGAGCUUUCUGUAAUGUUCCUGAACAAUGUUUGCAGCAUGGCAAGGUGCACUGAAACAGGUCGCUGCUAUCAGGGAAUACUGCUGGCAUGAUCUGGUUUUGCAGCAAUGUUUAGGAAGGAGCUAUGUCUCGGCAUCCUUCACGGUCUAGUUCAGAUGCCCACAUGCCCAUUGUAUUCUUUCAGCUGUAAAAAGUGUCAGCAAGUGUUCACUGACAGGCAGCAAACUGCAAUUCACUGUACAUCCUGACGCCUUUCCGCAGUAGCUACAUUAGGUUUUCAGCCACUGCAGUAGCUUUUCUGUGGGGUCGCGCUUGGCACCAAAUUCGGCAGUGUUCCAUACAAACGUGCACCAGUGAGCCUUGGGCACUCAUGGCACUGUCCGUGAUCCAAUUGUAGUUUUCUUUUACCGCUUUUGGUAGGUACCAGCCACUGCAGGACCUUGGACAUGUCUGGUCUGAACCUGUUCUCUGUCCAUCAGUAUUUGUCAUUACUCAGGGCCUUUCUGCUUACAAUACUUCAAGUUCAAGAACUGAUGUUCACUUGCUGCAUGACAUAUCAGCAUGACAGGUGCCAUUAUGACAAGACAAAGGCAAAGAGUUUGCCGAAUCAAUUAAUUUCACAGUAAACAAAUUAGUUUUUCCCCAUUGCUUGAUCUAAAUAUUUAUAAUUUUUUUAUGUGGCAUCAGAAUUAGUCGUGUAAUGACUUAUUAUUAGUUUUUACGAAGUGCUGCAAGUCUCGUUUUAAGUGGUUCACUAUGUGAUGCAGGGUGCUCCAGUAGUAUUUCCAUUGCACACUAGAACGGAAAAUGUAGUACAGGCCUGUGGGCAGUGAGGCGUUGUUCUGUAACGUUAGAGUGCUGCAGAGAUCAAAAGGCGUGACAAGCACAUGGUGUGGAAGGGUGGAGAGAUGGCUCAGUAUGGAGUUGUCAACAAAACGUCAGCUGAGAGGGACGGGCUCGUAGUCUGAUGCUGGAAACGUUCUAUCUAGAAUCAGAGCAGGUAGAAAUGUUUCCGUACAUCACAUGUCUUCGCCGGUGCUCUCUGCUAUGGCUUGUGGGUAACUUUAACAACGAACCAGAAGCCUCUACUGGAGACUCAAGAGUUGGCAUAUCAACCACAUUAAUGCUAAAACUGACAGGACCUCUGACCCUCCUGCAAGAGAACAAAACAAAAGAAGGUUCCUCGGGACUAUUAGGUACUUGUUCUGAGGAUGAAUAACUGCCUUGUGCGCUGCCUUUCAUGAUGACGACUUAGUAUUUACUGCAUAUUUGUAUCAUUCAGAAAAAUCACUUCACUCAUGCAGUCUUCUUGUGACGUGAGUAGAAACACUGUCUUGCUGCUACAGUUCUGUGGGUCCUCAGUGGGCUGGUCUCAUGUCCCUCCAUAACAGGCAAUGGAGAUUCUGACGCAAGACGCCGGCACUCCUUAUAAGCACCUGUCCUUCCGCGUCAUGCCACGCUCCCAAUAUGAAAAGCGUGUGAUUGUUUUCCACAAGAACCAGUGUGCGUAGAUAGUAAACUGACUAUAUAGUCUCUAUAGAGGUUCUUUUUAUCAUUCAACUGCAAGCACGAAAAGGAAGACUUGUUGCUUUUCUCUCCUGAUACACCAUGGAGGUAAGAGAAUAUUGAUUUCUAUCUGGUUAAUAUAAUCAGACAGCUCUUAAAGCUGCACUACUUUACUACUUUAGUAACUUAAAGCAAUCAAGGAAAGAUUUACUGUCAUUGGGGUUGUAGAUUUCUAUAGCUGUUAAGUGUGUAAGCUGAUUUUGAAAAGUUUAUUGAUAAAUACCAUAUUAAAAGCUUGCAUGUAGUUUUGUUAAUAGAUCUUUUCGAAGAAUUUUGUGUUCCUGAAUGUAGCUGAAAGAAGGUGGAGCCAGUUUUGCAUGUUUUAAUCAGUGCAAGAAGACAUUGCUUUGAUUUAUUUUAUUAUCUCUUGAGGCUUUGAGUGGAAACUCAGAGUGCAUGAUAAGACAGAACCUGAAAAGCCACCAGAGAACGCAACUAAAUCACUUAGCCCCAUUCAAAGGUUGUAAGCAUGGAUUCUGUCUUAAAAUAACAGCAAGACACCCAAAUGAACAUUCAGCCAGUUUUAAUGGCUUUAAUCUUUCAUGCUGUUAAUAGUUAAAAGAGCCCUUUCUAAUGUGCUUUCUGUGUCGGACACAAUCAGCUGUUGUGAUUCCAUGUAUAAAUAUAAGUCAGUGUAAGUACAACUAUAGUAAUAUGAGUGAGACAUGUUGUCUGAGCACCUUCCAAAGAUACAAUUUCAGUGUGAAAUUCCUUCUUUGUGGCUCUUUUGGUACUAAAAACACCAUAAUCAUUGAAGACUGGCACUCAAUUUAUUUAACUUGGCUAAAUGGAGCUUCAUAUUAAUUUCAGCUUAAGCUUUAAAUUCAUUUUUACAUGGAACAAGUUGUGUGGAUUGUGUCCAUCAUCAGGAAGACAUCUCACAAGCACCAGUGUAAUCAGAACAAAUGAUUACAGCCAGACAAGGCUUGUUUGAAAGUAGAAUUUUUUUUCAUGGGUAUUCUUUUGUUUCAUCUUGUUACCUGCACAUAACUCCUAUGGACUGCCACACUAUUCUCCAGGUGCCACACUGUGCCCAAGACGUUGGCAGCCAUGCAGCGUCACUGUUGGCUUAUCUGAACCUCCAAAGAGAACAAGCUCACUUCUGUGACUGUGUGCUGAUCCAGAGAGAGAGUCCAGCUCAGCUCUACCCUGCACACAGGUGUGUUCUGGCAGCUUCUAGUCCAGUGCUGGCAUCUAUUUUGUCUUCUACUGGUGCUCUGGUGGAACUUCAAGCUCCAUGUCUGUCUGACGCUGUGUUGACGUCUCUUCUGGAUUACAUUUACACAGGAGCUUUGCCAUUCACUCAUAGCCAGCAACAGUACUACAGUCUGCUCAAUGCCGCCUGCUACCUGCAGAUGAUUGAACUGCAGGAGGCUCUGAGGGCUUGGCAACAAACUGAGGCGAAUGCUGCAGAAAAUGCCGAUGCUUCCCCUGGAGCUGAAACUCUGCCAUACAGAGGGAUUAAGAAAACUUCUAGGACAACUAUGAACAUAUUCAGUGAUCUGCCUCCAUCACCCAAUAGUGAUGCCUUUAAAAGACUUGAGGAAACAGACACUUUCAGUGUAAAAAGUGCUACAAGUUCACCAGAAAGAAAAGCUCAUGAGUAUUCAGCAACUGCGGAAACAUUUAAUGAAACUCAGACGCAUUCAGUCAGUCGAGAUUCUAGAGACGAAGAAACAGUUAUGAGUAGAAACAGCAGUAAACACAGUUCCAACAAGUGUGGCACAUCAGAUGCAAACAGUUUGAGCACUGAAAGCAAUGCAAAUGCAGGUGACGACAGACGAGCACCUUGUCUGACACGUCAGGAUUUGAUUCGAAAUAUCACUGGCAUUGCUGAAAGGCAUGACAUGUCUGAAGUGGACAAAGAGGUCCGAAAGGAUCCGUUACAUUUGACUGCCACUAAAAAGCCAGAGAUCUGGCAGAAGAGCAAAGAAGAGGAUCUAGUGAGAGCAAUCGAGGACAGGAGGAGUUCCUCCUCAUCACCAAAUCCAAGUUGGGGGGCAGUCCCUGUCAUCUGUCAUAGCGGUAGAGCGGCUGUCCUCCAGCUGGCAGAAAUGCCUGCAGUGCCUCUUUACCUUCCAGCAGCACAGGCUGCAGGCAGCUCCAGCAGGGCUCCUGUCUCACGGUCAGCAAGCACAGACAAUGACAGCAUUGUAGAGGGUUUUUCCACUAAACAUGAAAGUCAGCAUGGAACACAGACUCUGGACAACAAACAUGAUCACCACACUGUCACACACAGUCAAGAUUACUGUGACAGUUCAGCUCAGUAUGCUAUGCAGGAUUUUAGUUACAAAUCCAGCGCAGGUAGAUCUGAUGUGUUGAAAGAGGAUUACUGCAGCAGCAAUACUGAUCGUUUUAUAAUACAGACUCAAGAACAUAUAAGAAAACGAUUGCCCCACAAUACACAACAUCUGAGGGAUGAUUCAGUGCCACAGAAGAUGGACAGGACCAAGUGGUUAAAGUCGAAAAGUGAUCUCAGUAUUGAUGGUUUCCCCUCCAAACAUAAGCGGCUGGAUUGUUUUGAGUUCUACAAUGUGUCCUUGGCAACUGCAACAGAGGAGCUCUCACAAGAUCUGAGAGCUGCAGUUUCACUUCCUGUAGGACACUCAGACACACAGAGGGACUCUGACUGUACAGAUUUGUGUGCCGAGGGAGAAGCGAAAGAGGAACUCUGUAACUCUAGAACGUGUUCAGCUGAAAUGGAUAUGCACGACAGCCAUUGCAAUCUCGAUGCAAAUAAGAUAAAUUGGUACUCAAACAUAUAUGGAGUUGGGAAAAGCACUAAAGAUUCCUCCUAUAGCCAGAAUGAACAUGAUUCAAAUUACAGACAUACAGCUAUGCAAAGCAGAGCACACAGUGCUGAUCUGUGUCUGCCUGUCUCCAUCACACCAGAGUCAAGCUUGGAUAAUGUCACUGGCAGACGCUCUCCCUUUGAAUGCUGCUCAUCUGUGGAACCUGAACAGAUCUCAGGCACUGAGACCACAGAGUUACACUUAUCUUUUAGUGCUGUGGGCCAGUCAUACCAUGGACAUGUUCAUUAUCACUGCCUACCACAGGACAACAUGCACUUAUCAUAUGGAGACUCAGAUCAAAAACACCACUCUGAUCCUUCAGGUGAGUCGAGUGACGACGAGGUUGAUACCUCUGCCACCCCAGGUCUGAGUCACCUGAAGCAGCACUUUGCUAAAGGGGCAACAGACCAAGUUCUCUUGCUGGACAUUAGCACCAAACCGGCUGAGCUGCUUGUAUCCUGUAAACGCAGAUCUGACAGAGAAGAGAGAGGGGUUCGAGAAAAGGACACGUUUGAAACUAGAAUCAGGAAUCAUGAUGGAGUCCAAAGAAAAGAAACAACACCAAGGGACGAGAUGAAAAAAAUUAGUGCUAGGACUGAGAGUUUGGAUGAGACAAAAUCUUGGGAUGGACAAGCAAAUACCGAUAAAAGAAAAUCUGCGGGUAAAGACCAAAGCAGACCAGGAGCUGAGGUUAUACAAAAAACUGGCAUUGUGAUUGAGAACCAAAUCAAUACCUGGACACCCUGCUCAGCUCCUACUGUGUCAAACUCUGUACAAGCCUCCAUGCCAUCCACCUCGUCUGUUGGCAUACCCGCUACCCUUUCAGCCAGCGUGCCAUCAAACAUAUCAGCUCAUCUGUCAAGUCCUGCUCACCAACCUUUCCAGUGUUCUCUAUGCGAUCGUUCCUUUAGCCAGCGAGGCUCUCUGAAUAGACAUGUGCGCAGUCACCUUGGCGUAAGGCCCUUCCCCUGUCCCCACUGCCCCAUGACCUUUUCACGGCAGUACCGUGUCACAGAGCACAUGCGUGUCCACCAACGCUGCAUACUUGGGACUGACUUUCAAAAGCCUCCUGCCUCUUCGGUUUGUGACAAUGAAGAAAAGCAUCAAAACUGAAAUUUACCACUGAAAGACGAUAUUACUCAAAUGUAUAUGCUUGUUUUAAGUGGCUCAUGAAGUCAGUCUUGAUAAUACUGCAAUGUGAUGAAAGUAGGCUAUUCUUAAUAAUGUGAUGGACAAAUGACUAGUAUUCAGGCAGAGUGUUUAAAAGUUCAAUUUUAGUUAACAAUGAAACAUGACAGCUUGUUCGUGGAAGCAGUGACUCAUGGCGGUUAACAAACAGAGGAAAUAGCUGGUACUUCCUCUUAGACGUGGAAAUUUCAGUCAUCUUUGGUUGUCACAUUUACAACUUUAUUUCUUUCAUGCAAACCUAACCGUUGUGGCAGCUAUUUAUUCGUGAAAAAUGCGCUCUACCAGCACCAAACAGCGAACAGUGCAGAACACGGUAGAGCAUUAAGCAGCUAAAGAGCCAGAUAUGUUC
Molecule: messenger RNA, 5979 nt
Organism: Acanthochromis polyacanthus (spiny chromis)
Lineage: Eukaryota; Metazoa; Chordata; Actinopteri; Pomacentridae
Exons: 2
Coding region: 2556-5555 (999 amino acids)
Biological process (GO): regulation of transcription by RNA polymerase II
Cellular component (GO): nucleus
Molecular function (GO): DNA-binding transcription factor activity, RNA polymerase II-specific; RNA polymerase II cis-regulatory region sequence-specific DNA binding; protein binding
Source: RefSeq, a predicted model, not a curated record